UAAACUUAACAGAAACAUCGGCUACAACGACAACAAUAGUGCAAGUAUAGCCGCUAAAUCGGCGAUAGUCAUAUCAUCGUCGCGCAUCUUUUGUAGAGUCAUAGCAAAAAUCCCAACUCAAACAUAUCAUUCGGUACUUUCCGUCUGCGUAGCAAGCAAGCAUGCCAGUGCACUUUGGGAUUGCAUGUGUGUACGCAUUGGGAAUUCAAGGAAGAAACAAAAUAAGACCAGAUUAUUUUGUGCAUUUACAGUGAUUUGCACGAAUUCAGACUGAAUAGUCAAACGAACCAAUGGUUCAAAGAAAACCAAACACAAAAAAUGCGACAUUAUAUUCAAUUGAUAUUCUUAGUAGUGUGCUGUUUAAGUUUGGGAAAUGCACAAUCUCAAUGCCUGACGCCUGAUCAGAGACAAGGCUCUUGUAUCGAAUUACGUCAAUGUACCAGGCUCCUCAAUUUGAUUCGAGACCCAAAUCUUUCGAUUACUGACCAAAAUUAUCUACGCAACAGCGAAUGUGCUCGCACUAACAACCAUCAACGUUGGGUUUGCUGUUCACCCGACGACGGCCCACAAGAGUCGUCAUCAAAUCCGCCGCUCACAUCCAAUACUCGGGGCGAUGUACAAGGCAAUCGUCGUGGAUUAAGUGUGAAUGAUCUACCGGAACCCGGUGUUUGCGGAAGUUCACUGGACAAUCGUGUCACUUUUGGGGAGCCGACUAAAAUCAAUGAAUUUCCUUGGAUGGUCCUUAUCCAAUACACCAAAUCAAAUAGUGGCAAGGGCUUCCAUUGUGGUGGUGUUCUCAUCAAUAAAGACUAUAUAUUGACAGCAUCACAUUGUGUUAAUGGCAGAGGUGUGAGUCAACUCGGAUGGGUCCCAACAGGUGUGCGACUUGGUGAAUGGGAUCUAAGUAAUGACGAUGAUUGUGACGACGGCUAUUGCUCAGAACCGGUCCUUGACAUCCCAGUGGUGGAGCGUAUCCCUCAUGAAAAUUAUAAGUCUAACUCAAAAACACAAGAAAACGACAUUGCUCUGCUUCGUUUGGCGCGAUCAAUCACUUUUACUGAUUGGAUUAAACCCAUCUGUCUUCCGAUAUCGCCCGGUCUAACUGGCAAAAACUAUGACAAUUCAACAUUCAUUGUGUCUGGUUGGGGACGAACUGAGAAUGUUUUUUGCUGUUUUCCUUUAGGUACCAACAGUAAUAUUAAGUUGAAAGCUGAAGUUGAUGGUGUUCCAAUCAAUCAAUGUAAUAAUGUGUAUCGUGAACGAAAUGUCAUGUUGACCGACAAGCAAUUAUGUGCUGGCGGCGGUGUAUCAGGAAAAGAUUCGUGCAAAGGUGACUCUGGAGGACCAUUGAUGACAAAACAUAACCCUGAUCCGUACCACAUGUUCAUUUACUUGGCCGGUCUAGUUUCGUUUGGACCGUGGCCUUGUGGACUUGCAGGAUGGCCAGGCGUUUACACUAGAGUUGAUCAGUACACCGAUUGGAUAUUGUCCCAUAUGAGAGCAUAAAUGCGAUAGAACCGCAAUCUGAGGAUUAAAUCCUGUGAAAUCAAUGAGAUUCCUGAGUUUUAUACUACUCGAAUAUUUUAUUCAAACUUUAAUUUCAUUUUCUAGGAAAAAAAAGUGUUCGAAAAACAUGCUAUUAUAGAAAUUUGAUAUAGUAAUGACUUGUUAAUGAGUUUACAAAAUAAAGAAUUGGAAAUGGUCUAAACAAGGAACAGUUAAAUAUAUCAAGUGUAUUUCAUACUGUGUAAUAAAAAUUGACAGAAUAUCAAAAUGAGGAUGG
This is a messenger RNA of Sitodiplosis mosellana (orange wheat blossom midge), 1783 nucleotides long. RefSeq names its product serine protease easter-like. Gene Ontology annotation, biological process: proteolysis. Gene Ontology annotation, molecular function: serine-type endopeptidase activity. Bases 319 to 1506 code for a protein of 395 amino acids. The record is from RefSeq and is a predicted model, not a curated record. The transcript has 11 exons. Lineage: Eukaryota; Metazoa; Arthropoda; Insecta; Diptera; Cecidomyiidae.